Molecule: messenger RNA, 1376 nt
Organism: Nerophis lumbriciformis (worm pipefish)
Lineage: Eukaryota; Metazoa; Chordata; Actinopteri; Syngnathiformes; Syngnathidae
Gene: mat2b
Product: methionine adenosyltransferase 2 non-catalytic beta subunit methionine
Biological process (GO): S-adenosylmethionine biosynthetic process
Cellular component (GO): methionine adenosyltransferase complex
Molecular function (GO): methionine adenosyltransferase regulator activity
Source: RefSeq, a predicted model, not a curated record
ACACCUGAUCGCCUCCAGAUUAAGUGGAAAAGACGCAACAAAGAGCGUGUCGGAAAGAUCGUAAAUGUUAUCACAGAUGCGAUCGAUUAUUUGCCAAUAUCACAUCUGAUCAGACGUGGAAUAAAUGAGCCAAUCGGAAGUGAAGAUUGACUUCCGGCCUGGCUGCGUGCAGCUACUGCAGGAGGAGAUGCACGUGCCGACUCUGAGGGUCCUAGUUACCGGGGCGACCGGUCUUCUAGGCCGGGCAGUCUACAGGGAGUUCCAGAACCACGGCUGCUUUGUCAUUGGAACGGGAUAUAAGAGGGCGAGGCCCCGACUUCUACGCUGUGACCUCACAGACGAGGACGCCGUGCGAGAACUGCUGAUGGAUAGCAAGCCUGACGCCAUAGUUCACUGCGCAGCGGAACGUCGCCCCGAUGUUGUGGAGCGACACACCGAGGCGGCGAUGAACCUCAACGUGCACGCCACAAGCACGCUGGCCAAAGAAGCAGCCGCGUCAGGCACCUUCUUCCUCUACAUCAGCACCGACUACGUGUUCGACGGAAGGAACCCUCCCUACGGAGAAGACGACGUUCCCAAUCCCCUCAACGUGUACGGACGCAGCAAACUGGAGGGGGAGAGAGAGGCGCUCAGACACUGUCCAGGAGCCGUCGUGCUGCGGGUGCCCGUUUUGUUCGGGGAGGUGGAGUCCCUGACGGAGAGCGCCGUCACGUCGCUGUGGCUUAAAGUCCAGGAGGGGGCGGCAGAGAGCUGCACGCUGGAUCACUGCCUGCAGAGGUUCCCGACCGACGUCCGAGACGUCGCUGCCGUGUGCAGGAAACUUUGCGAGAGAGCGAGACAGGAUGCGUCGAUCAGGGGAAUCUUUCAUUUUUCCGCUAAAGAGCAGAUGACCAAAUACGAGAUUGCCGUGGCCAUGGCGCAGGCCUUCAAUCUGCCGUCCAAUCAUCUCAUUCCCCUGACCGAGCAGCCGGCGGGUUCGGCUCUUCGUCCCCUUAACAGUCGCUUGGAAUGUUCUCGCCUGGAGCUGCUGAACCUCAGCGUUGAACCGCAACCUUUCACCUCUGCCAUCACAGACUGCCUGUGGCCAUUCACCCCCGACAAGCGCUGGAGACAGACUGUGUUCCACUAAACUUGGGAUUAAUAUUAUUAUUAUUAAACGUCUAGGAUAAAAUGGCAUGAAGAAAGAGAAGCUUAUGUAGUUUUGUUGAGGAUUGAUGUUUCUUCUUUUGAAUUGUUUUCCUUCCUCUUUUGAUUGAUUGAUUGAAACUUUAUUAGUAGAUUGCCCUCUGUUCUAUUUCUUUUUAAAACUGAAAGUUUAAACAAACAUUACCAAAGUAUAUUGUCUUUUACACAAAUAUAAUAAAGGGUUAAGUGUC